AUUCCUCCCAAAAGAAGGGCUCUGAAGGAGCAGUAUGGGUACUAUGAGUAUACACAGUAGGGGAUCAGGUCUGAGAUGGGCAGCACCUCAGAGGAGUGAGAUCCAAGGGCAGACAUUAGCUCCUGGAGAGCCAGAAAUACCCAGGCAGUGUACAAAGGUGUCUAGUUGUGAGUGAUCGUGACAGGUGCAAGUUCUCCCUGUAGGGUAGCUUAGUGGUGGGAAAGAGAGGUGCUAGAGCAGCAGCCAUGAAGGUGUUGUCCUGAGAGAUAUGGGAACCAACCCACUGGAAGACUCUGCGUAGGGCUCACCUGCUAUGACUUAUUUGGGGUAAUCACUGGUAUUGUAAGAAGAAUGAGCAGCUGUGGAGAGGCUCCUGAACCCCCAUACAGUCUCUAGCAGGGGUGGCAAUGGCAGACACUGUGCUGAGCUCUGAAAUCUCUCUCUGUUUCUAUGCAGGGGAUUUUGUGCAGCUGCCUGUACCUAUCAUUCAGCAGCUCUACCACUGGGACUGUGGCCUGGCCUGCUCCAGGAUGGUACUGAGGUACCUGGGCCAGCUGGACGAUGGAGAGUUUGAGAGUGCCCUACAAGAGCUACAGCUGACCAGGAGCAUCUGGACCAUUGACCUAGCCUACCUGAUGCGCCACUUUGGUGUGAGGCACCGCUUUUGUACCCAGACUCUGGGUGUUGACAAGGGCUACAAGAACCAGUCCUUCUACAGGAAGCACUUUGACACUGAGGAGACCAGGGUGAACCAGCUGUUUGCACAAGCCAAGGCCUGCAAGGUGCUAGUGGAAAAAUGCACAGUAAGCGUGCAGGACAUCCAAGCGCAUCUGGCGCAGGGCCAUGUGGCCAUUGUGCUGGUGAACUCAGGGGUACUGCAUUGUGACCUGUGCUCCAGUCCCGUCAAGUACUGCUGCUUCGCUCCCAGUGGCCAUCGCUGCUUCUGCCGCACCCCUGACUACCAGGGCCACUUCAUCGUUCUGCGUGGCUACAACAGGGCCACUGGCUGCAUUUUCUACAACAACCCAGCCUAUGCUGAUCCAGGAAUGUGCAGUACCAGCAUCAGUAACUUUGAGGAGGCCAGAACCAGCUAUGGCACAGACGAGGACAUCCUCUUUGUCUACCUGGACAGCUGACAGCAGGAGACUGGUGUACCCAGGCACUUGGAUCCACAACCAACCCUAGCCAGGCCCAGACAGGAUGCCCAGGCUGGGGCUGCUGGGACUGGGAUGCAGACUGUAGCUUUAGUUGUCUGACAAAGCCUUGGGAACUCUGGGAAACUGUGGCACAGCUGGUUUAUCCACCAGUGUUGAGUGUUUUCGUGCUGCUUAUCCCAAGCACCUAGAACAUCUGAAGGGAGCUUCCCCAAGGACUCUAGGCCCAACUCUAACCAUGCUCAGAGGAAAAUUCCAGCCCCACGGGUGCCUCUGUUGGCUUCCAGCCAGAGCCAAGGCAAGGGAAAAGGCAAUCUCACAGACCUUGGUACUGAGCCCUGCGGAGAGAAGUUGGUUGACAUUAUGCCACUUGUCAAGACAGUAUCUGUGUGUUUGAAGAGAGCACAGCCAAACCUAGGCCCCUAGAGCUGGACCAAUCAAAGCCCUGAUUUCCUGAAAGUGCUGCAGAGCACACACACACACACACACACACACACACACGCACACACACCUGUCCCAUGGUGGAUGCUACCACUGCUGCCUCCUGUCUCCAGUGGGCUCAAGUUUCUGUGACUGGUUACAAUGCUUGUUUACCACACAGCAUAGGCAUACCUCACAGCCACUGUGCUCUGUUGCACCUAGGAUGUUGGGGUACUCUCAGCCUUCCAGGUACUCCAGGUUUGUAGGGUGGAGAGCCUUUGGUAAUAGGCUGGGCCCUGGCUCCACUAUUGGCUUGAUGGCAGCAGCAAAGAAAAUGUUCCAGGAAUAAAUAGCUGCCCAGGCACCAGAGAGCCCUCAGCACUCAUGAGACUUCCUGAUGCUAGCCUAACUCCUGACAGUAGGGGCUGUCUUCUGAGUGUGGGGAACCCCAGGUCUCUGGAGGUAGGCGCUAGGGUUUGUAUUCCUGAAGCAAUGAGCAGAGGCAGCCUGUACCCUCCACUCACCCUGAUUUUCACGUCAGGACCUUUUGCACAUAAUGCUGGGUCUCCUGUCUUGGUGGAGAAGAGUGAUGCCAGGGUCAUCCCACAGCAUAGCAAGUAGCAUUGG
Molecule: messenger RNA, 2201 nt
Organism: Castor canadensis (American beaver)
Lineage: Eukaryota; Metazoa; Chordata; Mammalia; Rodentia; Castoridae
Source: RefSeq, a predicted model, not a curated record